AUGCCAUUCAAAGUAGAAGGGGUAUUAGAUACUUACUUUUGCUUUCUGCUUUUGUUACUUAUAGUCCCUGACAUACAAGAUGUCUACACUCCGCUCGAAAAUGAUGUUGUAGAACUUUUGCCGCCAACAUUUAGAGCUAUUGCUAGAAAAGCAAGCAAAAACCUUCACAUCAACAUUCUGCAUUCAUAUCGCAAGUUCUGCGCAUCAGCUUCUGCUUCUGGACAGCUUAUUCUUCCUGAGGCACUUAAAUUGUUACCUUUGUACACACUUGGUUUACUCAAAAGCUGUAGAUUGCGAGCUGAUCGAAGAGUUGAUGAUAGGAUGAUAGCUAUUCACAACCUUGAUGAGAAGUAUGUACUGCAGCAAUAUGAUAAUCCAUUGUCAAAGAGGCUGAACGGCCUUAUCGAUGAGAUAAGGCGUCAGAGAUGUUCCUACUUACGCUUAAAAUUGUGCAGAAAAGGAGAUCCAUCAGGUUAG
This is a messenger RNA of Fraxinus pennsylvanica, 477 nucleotides long. The record is from the annotation of a GenBank genome assembly. Lineage: Eukaryota; Viridiplantae; Streptophyta; Magnoliopsida; Lamiales; Oleaceae.